Molecule: messenger RNA, 1146 nt
Organism: Fusarium mangiferae
Lineage: Eukaryota; Fungi; Ascomycota; Sordariomycetes; Hypocreales; Nectriaceae
Product: putative L-alanine-DL-glutamate epimerase and related enzymes of enolase superfamily
Exons: 4
Coding region: 1-1146 (381 amino acids)
Biological process (GO): amino acid catabolic process; D-galactonate catabolic process
Molecular function (GO): galactonate dehydratase activity
Source: RefSeq, a predicted model, not a curated record
AUGGGGAAAAUUGCAUCGAUCGAGUAUUUUCGCGUCCCACCUCGGUGGCUGUUCGUCAAAAUCACAGACGAUACUGGUGCCUUUGGAUGGGGUGAGGCUUCUCUCGAAGGUCACACCAACGCGGUUGAAGGUUGCCUUGAUGCCUGGUCUGAGAGAUACACUGGUCUCGACGCUGACGAUAUUGAAAACAUCUGGCAACUGUCCUGGCGCGGAGGAUUUUACCGCGGAGGCCCGGUGUUUAUGAGCGCCUUGUCUGGCAUUGACAUUGCACUCUGGGACUUGAAAGCAAGAAAGUUGAAUGUACCGAUAUACCAGUUACUGGGCGGCAAGGUCAGGAACAAGAUUCGCGUGUACGCCUGGAUUGGUGGUGACAGACCAAAUGAUGUAGAGGCUCAAGCUCAAGCCCGUAAGGACCAAGGAUUUCUCGCCGUCAAAAUGAAUGGCACGGCAGACACGGCGUGGCUGGACUCGCCUUCAGUAUUGAAAGAGGUCGUUGCUAGGGUCCAGGCAGUCAAGGAACUCGGAUUGGAUGCUGCGGUUGAUUUCCAUGGCCGUGUCCAUAAACCGAUGGCUAAACGUCUUGCCAAAGCUCUAGAACCAUACGAGCCGCUGUUCAUCGAAGAACCCCUGCUCUCAGAGAAUAUCACUGGUAUAAAGCAGCUGUCUGAACUAACAGCUAUCCCAAUUGCUCUGGGGGAGCGACUCUACAGUCGAUGGGACGUCAGACCCUUCCUCGAGAAUGGUUCAGUAGAUGUUUUACAGCCAGAUAUAUGCCACGUUGGAGGAAUCUCAGAGAUGGGCCGUAUUGGAGCCGCAGCAGAGACAUACGACGUUGGCCUUGCCCCUCAUUGUCCCUUGGGGCCAAUCGCUCUGGCAGCAAACAUACAGGUAGAUACUGCGCUCCCCAACUUUGCUAUCCAGGAAAUGGGAAUCGGUAUGCACUAUAAUAAUGGGGGGCAGGAUAUUACUACUUAUAUCGCAAAUCCCAAUGUUUGGGAUGUACAAGAUGGUCAUAUCGACAUCUUGACUGGUCCAGGACUAGGCAUCGAGAUCAAUGAGGAGGAAGUCAGGCGACUAUCCAAAGAUGCAAAGAGUUGGCCUGUGCCUGAGUUUAGAGGACCUUGUGGGGAGCUUCGUGAGUGGUGA